Scomber japonicus (chub mackerel) is the source of this 1461-nucleotide messenger RNA. RefSeq names its product BLOC-1 related complex subunit 5 (gene borcs5). The record is from RefSeq and is a predicted model, not a curated record. Bases 107 to 700 code for a protein of 197 amino acids. Gene Ontology annotation, cellular component: cytoplasmic side of lysosomal membrane; BORC complex; synaptic vesicle membrane. Lineage: Eukaryota; Metazoa; Chordata; Actinopteri; Scombriformes; Scombridae. Gene Ontology annotation, biological process: organelle transport along microtubule; positive regulation of anterograde synaptic vesicle transport; lysosome localization. The transcript has 4 exons.
UAGCCUCCGUGUUGCGUUUGGAGGUCGUAUGAAGCUUUUACAGGAGGUGUUUCGUCCUUGUUUUGUGUCUGGAAACAUUAACAGGAGCUAAUCAACAUUUAGCACCAUGGGAGCCGAGCAGAGCGGAGAUGCAGAGCACAAACACUCAGACUACAGCUCCUCAGUUGUUCCCUCUCCAGCAAAGCAGAAGGCGAAGAUGGAUGACAUCGUGGUCGUGGCCCAGGGGACUCAGUCAAUGAGAAAUAUCCACAACGACCCAGAUGUCAUAAAGCUCCAGGAGAUACCCACGUUUCAGCCGCUUUUGAAAGGUGUGCUGAGCGGCCAGACGUCACCCAGCAGCGUGUGUCUGGAAAGGCUGGACACUGCUCAGGUUCUGCAGCUCUGCGUCCGAUACCAGGACCACCUACACCAGUGUGCCGAGGCCGUGGCCUUCGACCAGAACGCCCUCGUCAAGAGGAUCAAAGAAAUGGACAUGUCAGUGGAAACCUUGUUCAGCAUAAUGCAGGAGCGCCAGAAACGCUACGCCAAGUACGCAGAGCAGAUCCAGAAGGUCAACGAGAUGUCGAUGAUCCUGCGACGCAUCCAGAUGGGCAUCGACCAGACGGUGCCGCUGAUGGAGCGACUCAACAACAUGCUGCCUGAGAGCGAACGCCUGGAGCCCUUCAGCAUGAGGCCCGACGGGGAAUCUGUCACCAAGUAGCUUCUUUUAAAAUCCUCAACGUUGCUGCUUCCUACGAACCCAGAGUACUCCGUCCGUGCCCUCAGUCCAGGAGGAAGUGCAGGUGUGUCCAGCUGUAGGAAUAUUAAGCUUUUAUAAAUGGGUUAAAUAAUUUCACCCGUUUCAUUUUCACAGUAGAGAAGGAGCUCAGCUGAGAAUAUCUGAGUCUCUCCAGGUCACAAUCACUUCAAUUUCAUUAUUUUAAUUAGAGCAGGGAAACUCUCUUUAUCAGAAACAUCCUACUUACUACUGCACUUCUAUCCAGCACUCAUACCACAUUCAUACCUGAGUCCAACCACCUGUUACCGACCACUGACUGGCCCCACUGGAGGAAUCGCUAAUUUUAAGAUCUGCAUACAAUUGAACCCCAACUGUACAAGCAGCAGGCCUGGAGAUUAUUAUUACUAAUCCUCUCCCUGCAGGAAAUAAACUGGCAAGCUUCCAGACACAAAAACCAUCUUUGCUAAUCUAAAGGCAGGAGAGGAACAGACGCAUUUGAUUGAGAAUGAACUCCAGAUGCUCAAAAAACACACACAAAAAACAAGCCCCUCCAAAUGUGUCAUAGGUUUUACAAACUCAAAUGAAUGUGAGCGACAUAUAAAAUAUCUCUAGAAGUUUGCUUCUACCUGCCAAAAUAUCAAGAACCACCUAAGAACCUCCAGUGGAUUGAGUUUUGAAUCUUAACAAUAAAGACCUGAUUUUCAUCUCGCUCCGUUUGCCAUAUGUCGCCGUUUACAUGACAA